GCCAACUCGCUCAACCGCUCGCCCCUCCGAAAUGCAGAACUCACCACUCCCGUCCCCGACUGUUGGGCCAGCGCCCGAGGCGUCGCCGCCGUCGCGGCUGCAGGGAAGGGUGCAGCACUACGAGUGGGGCCACCGCGGCGACGCCUCCCUCGUCGCGCGGCUCUCUGGCGCCGGCGUCGAUCAGACCCUCCCCUACGCGGAGCUCUGGAUAGGCACCCACCCCUCCGCGCCCUCCACGGUGCUCCCCGGCGGGAUGCUUCUCCGCGACUGGCUCGCGCGGAAUCCUGGCGCGCUCGGCCCCGACGUCGCAGCGCGCUGGGCCGGCGACCUCCCGUUCCUCUUCAAGGUGCUGUCGGUGGCCAAGCCGCUGUCCAUCCAGGCGCACCCGGACAAGGGCCUGGCGGAGCUGCUGCACGCGCUGCGCCCGGCCACAUACAAGGACGCCAACCACAAGCCGGAGAUGGCCAUCGCCGUGACCGAGUUCCAUGCGCUCUUCGGAUUCGCCGGCAUCGAGGUCCGUGUUGUUUAACGCUCGCAAUGUCACCGGCUCGCACCCAUCGUCUUGUCCCCUAUCACAUGGUUUUCUUUUUCCUUGUUGCACGUUUACAU
Lolium perenne is the source of this 609-nucleotide messenger RNA. Its product is annotated as mannose-6-phosphate isomerase 1-like. The record is from RefSeq and is a predicted model, not a curated record. Gene Ontology annotation, cellular component: cytosol. NCBI's taxonomy places the organism in Eukaryota, Viridiplantae, Streptophyta, Magnoliopsida, Poales, Poaceae. Gene Ontology annotation, biological process: carbohydrate metabolic process; GDP-mannose biosynthetic process. Gene Ontology annotation, molecular function: zinc ion binding; mannose-6-phosphate isomerase activity.